Messenger RNA from Trifolium pratense (red clover), 857 nucleotides. Its product is annotated as protein yippee-like At4g27745. Lineage: Eukaryota; Viridiplantae; Streptophyta; Magnoliopsida; Fabales; Fabaceae. The transcript has 3 exons. The record is from RefSeq and is a predicted model, not a curated record. Bases 156 to 476 code for a protein of 106 amino acids.
AAAAAAAUGAAAAACACGUUGUGGGUCACACAACCAACUUACCCAAUAAGCUUAGAUCCUCAAAACUAAAACUUACACAAGGAAAAAGACUCAUUUUCAACACAAUCAUAGGACAGCCACGUUCCUGAAGAGUUUGAGUUGAUAAAAGCUUUAAUAUGGAGAAUUUGAUUGAAUCCAGAUUGUACUUUUGCUUUAAUUGUAGAAACCAUGUUGCUCUUCAUGAUGAUAUCAUUUCAAAAACAUUUCAGGGAAGAAAUGGAAGAGCUUUUCUAUUUUCACAUGCAAUGAAUGUUACAAUAGGGCCAAAAGAAGACAAGGAACUGAUGACAGGUCUUCAUACAAUUGCUGAUGUCUUCUGUUGUGACUGUGAUCAGGUGCUUGGUUGGAAGUAUGAAAGAGCCUAUGAAGAAACUGAGAAAUACAAAGAAGGAAAAUACAUACUUGAAAAGUCUAAAAUUGUUAGAGAAAAUUUAUAGAAGAAGCAACUACACUACAACAUUAUAUAAUUUUUAUCAUUGAAUUUGGAUUCAAUUAUUGAUUUUGAUUUUUCAAUCUAAAAUCAAUGAUAAAAAUUAUGUAAUGAUGAUUUUAUAAUACUAGUAUUUCAUAGGCAUGGUAAUGGAAUAUUGGAAUAAGUGGAAGUGAUGUCGUGUUGGUUCUGGUUACGAUGAAUUUCCCAAAGAUAUUGAACAAUGAGCUCUCAUUUUAGCUCAUUUGAUAACCAUGAAUUUGCUGUCUUUGGGACCACUAGGGCCAAGAAAGAACCUUAUUUAUAAAUGCUGGUUUCUUUUGAGGGAAACAAGGUUGAUUGAUGUUUAAUUCCAUUUGUCAAUAAUAAUAUCAAUUAAGAUUUGGAA